Messenger RNA from Aspergillus tanneri, 876 nucleotides. RefSeq lists its product as uncharacterized. The transcript has 3 exons. Gene Ontology annotation, biological process: protein phosphorylation. The coding region runs from base 1 to 876 and encodes 291 amino acids. Lineage: Eukaryota; Fungi; Ascomycota; Eurotiomycetes; Eurotiales; Aspergillaceae. The record is from RefSeq and is a predicted model, not a curated record. Gene Ontology annotation, molecular function: protein kinase activity; ATP binding.
AUGCUGGACAGCUUCAAUUUAGAGGGCCCAAAUGGAGCCCAUAAAUGUCUCGUGUUCGAGCUUCUAGGGCCUAGCGUACCUGAUAUAAUCGAUGCGCGCUUUCCAGACGGCAGGCUUCCCGGAAAGCUUGCCAAGGCUAUUGCGAAACAAGCUCUAUUUGGACUUGACACUUUGCACCAGCAGAAGAUUGGACAUGGAGAUCUACACACUCGUAAUUUGGCUUUUGCGGUGCCUCCUAUGGACAAUGUACCUGAGAGCGAAUUUAUUAACAUGCUAGGGAAACCAGAAAUUGGGUAUGUACGAAGGAAGGAUGGAAAAGCCCUAGAACCUGGCAUACCCGAGUAUAUCGUCAGGCCUGCCUUAUACCGGGGAUUUCCAUGGUCGCCAUCCUAUCCCAUCAAGAUUGUCGACUUUGGGGAAUCAUUUUUACAUACCACUCUUCCUAAAACUCUUCACACCCCGCUACCAGUUCGGGCACCUGAAGUUAUUUUUAAAGAUCGCUUGGACUACCGUGUUGAUCUAUGGAGCAUGGGCUGUUUGCUUUUUGAGCUUUUCGUCGGCCAACCACCUUUCGACAGCUUCUUGAUAACGCCUCCAAUCCUUGUCAGUCAAAUGCGAGAGAUGGCAAGUGAUGCUCUACCUAAAAGAUGGGAAGUUUUAUGGAAGUCAAUGGAUGAUAGAGCUACUGCAGAAAGCCCAGGGCCCGCAUUGCAAGAAUGGUUGGAAGAAAUGUAUUUUGAUGGUGAACGUAAUAAAGACUUGACAAAGGAAGACAUACUAAAGCUGGGGCAAAUUAUUGGGAGAUUGCUACGGUUUGACCCAUCUACUAGGCUGUCAGCAUGGGAAAUUUUGGACGACGAUUGGUUUAGAGAAUAA